CCAUUGGACAUUAUCGAGGCAGUGCGGCGAUUGGUGUUCGGUGGAUUGACUCCCCCCAUCCCGUGGCUGCCUCUCAACUUUCCCCCGUCAUUCACAGUUCAUCAGUCGAACGAGAUGGUGAUUCCAGCGCUUCUACCGUUCUCCUAACACACGUGGUUGUAGAGCCUUAACGAUUCUUUUUUAAACAUUGAAAUUAUACGUUCUGAAAAUUUAUAGUUUUGAAAUAUUUACUUGCAAACGAUUUUACAUUUUCAGACGUUUUUGACAGCUGUCAUCGUUUUAUCAGUAUUCUUUAAAAACAAAAGUUGGCAAUAUAUAAGUUGACGGUGGUUCUAUGAAUAUCAUGAUUAUAAAAUCUAAAUAGGAAGUUGGUUUCUUGAAAAAGUACUCAUAUGGUUUACGUUGUAAAUUGUAGCAUAAUGUGGAUCAAAUAUGAACUGUUUAUGUAUGGGAGAAAUAUUUAUGUUCACGAAAACUAGUUUUGUCUCAAUACAAAAAAGACAUAAGCAUGCCUAGACAAUUUAUGAUUAAGAAAUCUAGUCCUGAUAAAGACAAAAUGCAUCCAGAGAAACCAUUUGUUGAAGAAAAAAAAGAGGAUUUCACUCAUACAGAGUCUACAAGACCAUAUGAUUUGAGUGUUAAAACAAAAUUUGCAGAAAUCGAAAGAAGUCCUUCACCAGAAACGCCUCCUUAUCCUGGUGUGAUUGAAUUCUCCCCAAAAAUUGUAACAUCUAAUAUGACUCCGUCAAUUGGAAUUGCGAUGAUAGAAAGAUCUUCACCCAAUCAUCCUCUAAAACCAUCUCUGGAAGCAUUAAAUUUUCGUUCCUCAUCGGACAUUGGUGUAACUGCUCAAUCUUGGCAAAGAUCACUGUAUCCACCAACUUUUAUGGCUUAUCCUAUUCCAUUCAUGCCUCGACCAGCAACAGAUUUCGUUAGUCCACCAUCAGUGCCACCUUGGAGAAGUGGUCUUCUUGGUGGAGGAGCAGCUCCUUCCCUCGUAUCAGCACCACGAAUCCAAAUGACAGAAGGUUUUUAUGAAAAAUCCCAUAUGGAUUCUCCAUCUUAUAAUACUAAUAUAUGGCCUCAAAACGAAGAAUCUGUAUCUAUACCAGAGAGUGGAGAAUUAAGUAAGGAAUUAGCUGGUAAUAAAUAUAGUUCAACGGGAGCUGCCCGUUAUUUCUGUUCCGCAUGUAGUAAAAACUAUGCUACCUAUAGCGGUUUAUCCAGGCAUAAACAGUUUCAUUGCAUUACAUUAGAAAAAAAAGCAUUUAAUUGCAAAUAUUGCGAUAAAAUUUAUGUCUCUUUAGGAGCAUUGAAAAUGCAUAUACGCACUCAUACCUUACCGUGUAAGUGUAAUUUGUGUGGAAAAGCAUUUUCAAGACCAUGGCUACUUCAGGGUCAUAUAAGAACUCAUACAGGAGAAAAACCUUUUGCAUGUCCUCAUUGUAGUCGAGCAUUUGCUGAUCGCUCCAACCUACGCGCCCAUCUACAAACUCAUUCUGAUGUGAAAAAAUAUAGUUGCAAUGCCUGUAGUAAGACUUUUUCAAGGAUGUCUCUCUUAUUAAAGCAUAAUGAUGGAGGAUGUGGAGCGCAACAGAGAUCUAAUCUCCCAUUUGUAACUAUAGGAUCAAUAGUUCUCACUUGAUUCUGUCAUAUCUCUCUGGCUCAAAAUUUUAUAAAAAGUGGUGGCAAGACAAAUUAUUUUCACUUCUUUCACAGAUAAUAGAGCCGGUUUUAAGUGCUUCUUAAAACAUUCUAUAAAUAUUAGGAAAAUAAUCCCAUAUGAUCAUAAAUAUCAAAUGACAAUCGAAAUUUUUAAAAUUUAAACUUGGAAUAAAUGAUUUAAAUAUAAAAAUUUUGCCUAAGGGUGAUCGUAAGUAUACAUGCUAAUAGUAAAAUAAUUUUGCUGCCACUUUUUGUAUUUUGUGCAGAAUCAAUGUGAGUCAAGAUGUGUGAAACAUGUUAAUGACAUAAAUAACUGUCGCUGGCACGACAAUACCCCGCUCAAUUGUCCGCAUGAAAAGUGGACACCUUGAGAAGAGUGCAUCACAAAGUAAGUUCACUUAACACUAGACUGAAACUUAGUAUAUACCUAAAUUGCCCAAAAGCAGUCAAAAUUACUGGAUUGGAUUGUAAAAGAAUAACUAAUGUAUAAGGAAAUUUGUUUAAAAUUAAUUUUUAAUAUUUUUUUUUAUAUUAUUUACAGUUCUAUAACAAGUUAUUAGUAAAUAUUAACAAUAAAAAAAUUAUAUGUUCGACAAAAAGUCACAAAAUUCCAAGAAAUUGUGCCAUUAUAUACAUCAUUGUUUUUCUAAUUGAAAUGAAAAAGCAGUCAAAAUGACUUCCUUGGGCAAUCUAGUGUUAAGAGCAUUUCUUCCUCUUCAGAAGAUUUCGUUAAAAUGACAGCUCGAGUGCUUAAAAAUUACGAUUUAAUUUGAAGACAGUUCUGUAUACUACAAUAAUAUUUACAUAUGGAACUGAGAUUCAUGGCUUUUUAAAAGCUAAAUUGGUAGGUAACAGAAGGAAAUAUAUACAGAUAAAUAUAUACUUUCCUCAUAUUCAUAUAUUGUUUAUUGCUGGAUAUUAAUGGGUUAAGUCAAAUGUUUAAUGUUUAUGGCGAAACACUGACUACCAUUAAUAUUUGUGAAUAAAUAGAUUCCGAAAAAGUGUACAUCAAUUUAUCAAGAGUUAAAUCAACACCAUUAUCUCCCAUAAAUCUAUUGUUGUUUGUUGAUGUCAUCUGAGCAACAGCUUGUUUGCCUUCAUCGACAAAAAAUAUGACUACUUCGUGGUGUUGUGUUCAUCCUUAUUAGUUUGAAUUUAUUUUAGAUGCUCUUAUGUGAAUUGAUUAAAUAGUCUAAUGCGUCGCACUCUUCUCACAUUCCCUAAAUAGCGGCGCUGAUAUCUGACAUGUCCACAUUUCAUUAGGGCAGCUCUUAUAACUAAAAAAGAUUGUAUUUCCAAAGAGUAUAUAAAAUAUUUUUAUUUUGAAAUUAAGUGUUUGUUCUAGAUGUUUGUCUACAAUUUUUAUUAUUAUUAUAGCUCUUAAUUCUUUUCUUUAAAAUUGAGAUACUUCUUGAAAAGCUGUAUCAAAUUGACAAUUUAUAUAUGCUUAAGAACUGUUUUAACUAUUUCAAGAAAAUAAUUUUGUGCUUCCUUUUAGUGUGCCAAAUUUGAUGACAUUUUGUGAUAUACUGUUCUCUCAUUAGCUUGUUAAAAAUAUUUUCGAUAUUAAAUCAAAAAUACCAUUAUAAAUCAACGAAAGAUUUCUAUAAGGUUUUCGAAAUGAAAAACACGUCUUUCAUUAUUGAAGUAUCUUGUUUUCUAUUACAUAAUGUUUCCAUGAACUUUUUUCCAAUAAAUCCUCAUUCUUAAAUUUUGACAAUUGUGAGUGUUGUAAUAUGUUAAUAAUAAAAGAGAUACAUUUUGUUAAGUUGUUAUGACACUUUAUUAUACUAAAAAGUUAGACAACACUACAAAAUAUUCAAUUGGUCAAAGCAUAAAUACUUGAUCACUUUCAUCUUCUUCUAUACUUUGAUAUUUCUUAUGUUUCUUUAAAAUGCUGCAUUUUCGCAGCUGUAGUCACAACGUCUUAUUAAAACCAAAAAAAAAAAAAAANAAAAAAAAAAAAAAAAAAAAAAAGUGGUGGCAGAAUUCAGACAUAAAUUUUUGACUGAAACAAUAUAUUUAGAUUACUAUCUUUAGUAAUGAUAUUUAGUUCCUAAACAGGUUAUUGACUACAUAAAGUGGCAUUAAAUUAUUUUUAAAAACUUUAAAGAUAAAUUAUCUUUUUAAUGGAAUACCACGUCCCUCGGAAUGAAUUCAGUUAUUGCUACCAAUAUUUUGAAAUAAGUUCCUAACAGGAAACAAGGUUCAUAAAUAAUCUGAAAAUAAAC
Molecule: messenger RNA, 3896 nt
Organism: Parasteatoda tepidariorum (common house spider)
Lineage: Eukaryota; Metazoa; Arthropoda; Arachnida; Araneae; Theridiidae
Biological process (GO): regulation of DNA-templated transcription
Molecular function (GO): RNA polymerase II cis-regulatory region sequence-specific DNA binding; DNA-binding transcription factor activity, RNA polymerase II-specific
Source: RefSeq, a predicted model, not a curated record